AUGUUCGUUUCAUCUGAUCGGAGAGGUUAUCAUGAACACGUUCUUGUGGAUGUCGAUAUCGGUGUUCACGUCCCGCUUCCGGACACAUCAUUCUUUUGUACCACCUCAUUGCCAUUGGGACAUUUUCGAUUCUGUAUUAUUAUUGAUAGUUCGCGUAUCCCCACGAUUGUAGUCGCGUCCGCGGCCCGUUCGGCUGAUUGGAUUAUUUUUUGUCGUGGUGCCCUGGCUGAUCAAUAUUUGCAAAUUGCUGCUCGGUGUUCAGGGGCAUCGCGUCACUUUUGGUUGCUUCGAGAACUACUGGCUGAGGCGCAACCGCUUGUUAGUGUGGUGGUUCCAAACGGUUGUGCAGCUAAUUGUCAUCGUGCAGCUGUGGAGGGAAGGUAUGUCUGUCAGGUUUCGUUCUGUGGCGUCUAUGUAUUGGCUUCUUGUGGCGCGCUGUUGUGGAUACAGAUGUUGUUUCUGGCCAGCCCGUUCACCACCAUCGGCACACGAUGUCCUCCCAUUGUAAGCGCAUGGGGCAACAUGGCGUUUUUUGUCUUGGUGAGCGCGUUCCUAUUUGUGGCUUCGACCCAGGCUUCAUACGCUUUGACUAAGAUGCCGCUGGUUACCAUUUUGAUCGACACCUGCCUAAUGGGAUUCAUCGGCGAGAUGAAGCCUCAUCUUUUCAUUUCGACGGAGUUGGACUUAGACGCCAACCCGAAUGCCAUCAGUGAGUUGGAUUCGACGGAGGUCUCGCAAAUAGGCUUCGGUUACCUCGUACUCCUGGUAUCGAGUUUCAUGGUGUCCAUGGCGAACAUUGUUAUCCAGGUGAUGGGGGACGCAUACAAUAGAAACAAGGACAUGGUGCACAUCAUUAGGCUGACGCGGGCCCGCGCCGAAGAGAGCCUCAUCACCAUGCUGUGGCUGGCUGGCGUGGCCUCGCUGCUGCCGCGGUGGUGCUGCCAUCUCGGCCCGCAGGACCGGCGGGAGUUUGUCUGGUUCACGCGAGGAGAGCAGCGCGAGCCACGGGAGCUCACGCCGCAGGAGCUGGCAGCGAAGAUUGAUCACAUCGACAGGUUGAUGACCGAGAUCUAA
This is a messenger RNA of Prorocentrum cordatum, 1074 nucleotides long. NCBI's taxonomy places the organism in Eukaryota, Dinophyceae, Prorocentrales, Prorocentraceae. The record is from the annotation of a GenBank genome assembly.